UGGGCGGGGCGCCUUUUGGCAGGUGGUCGCUGGCAGAAUGGCGGCGGUGACUGCGGCUCGGGGGUCUCAGGGAGGGCGGCGCCUCUGGCUCGGGAUCCAGAGGAAGGCAAAUUGGCAUUUUUCAUCCUCCUAUUCAUCUUCAGUGCCAACAACCAAGCUGUUCAUUGAUGGCAAAUUUGUUGAUUCCAAAAGUAAUGAAUGGAUUGAUAUUCACAACCCAGCCACCAAUGAAGUGGUUGGUCGUGUCCCCAAAGCUACACAAAGUGAGAUGGAAGCAGCAGUGGCUUCGUGCAAGAAAUCUCUCCCGACUUGGGCUGAGACAUCCAUUCUGAGUCGGCAACAAGUCUUCUUGCGAUACCAACAGCUCAUCAAAGACAAUCUGAAAGAAAUUUCAAAACUGAUCACCUUAGAGCAAGGGAAGACCCUGGCUGAUGCUGAGGGAGAUGUGUUUCGAGGCCUCCAGGUCGUUGAACAUGCUUGUAGUGUGACAUCCCUUAUGCUGGGUGAGACCCUUCCCUCCAUCACUAAAGAUAUGGACACUUACACCUACCGCUUGCCUCUGGGAGUGUGCGCAGGCAUAGCACCUUUCAAUUUCCCAGCCAUGAUUCCUCUCUGGAUGUUUCCCAUGGCCAUGGUGUGCGGGAACACUUUCUUGAUGAAGCCUUCCGAGCGGGUGCCGGGAGCCCUCAUGUUUCUUGCAAAGCUGCUGCAGGAUGCUGGAGCCCCCGAUGGGACACUGAACAUCAUCCACGGACAACACGCAGCCGUGAAUUUUAUUUGUGAUCACCCUGAUAUCAAAGCAAUCAGCUUUGUAGGAUCUAAUCAGGCUGGAGAAUAUAUCUAUGAAAGGGGUUCCAAGAACGGCAAGAGAGUGCAGGCCAAUAUGGGAGCUAAGAACCAUGGAGUAGUGAUGCCAGAUGCCAAUAAGGAGAACACCCUGAAUCAGUUGGUUGGAGCAGCUUUUGGAGCAGCUGGGCAACGUUGCAUGGCAUUAUCCACAGCAGUCUUGGUGGGAGAGGCUCGGAACUGGUUGCCCGAACUGGUGGAGAGAGCCAAGAAGCUGCGAGUUAAUGCAGGAGACCAGCCUGGAGCAGAUCUGGGGCCGCUGAUCAGUCCCCAAGCCAAGGAGCGUGUCUGUCAACUGAUUGACAGUGGAGCAAAGGAGGGAGCUAGCAUCCUUCUUGAUGGACGAAAUAUCAGAGUGAAAGGUUUUGAAAAUGGCAAUUUUGUUGGACCGACAAUCCUUGCGAAGGUCAAGCCCAAUAUGACCUGCUAUAAGGAGGAAAUCUUUGGACCAGUUCUAGUGGUUCUGGAAGCAGACAGUCUGAAUGAAGCCAUUGAAAUAAUCAAUAAAAAUCCUUAUGGGAAUGGAACAGCCAUCUUUACCACCAAUGGUGCCACUGCUCGGAAGUACUCUCACUUAGUAGAUGUUGGGCAGAUUGGUGUGAAUGUUCCAAUUCCAGUGCCUUUGCCAAUGUUCUCCUUCACUGGUUCUCGCGGGUCUUUCAGGGGGGACACCAAUUUCUACGGCAAACAGGGGGUACAUUUCUACACACAGCUGAAGACAAUCACUUCUCAGUGGAAGGAGGAAGAUGCUACUGAUGCCAAGCCUGCCGUCGUUAUGCCAACCAUGGGGAACUAAAGCACCUUGUUAAAUUUGCUCAAGAUGCUGCUGAAAGUAUUCUUCACCCACUGAUGCAAGCUGCUCUUGGAUAUUCCCUGUUGCCAUUGUUGCCCUAGA
Podarcis raffonei (Aeolian wall lizard) is the source of this 1741-nucleotide messenger RNA. RefSeq names its product aldehyde dehydrogenase 6 family member A1 (gene ALDH6A1). Lineage: Eukaryota; Metazoa; Chordata; Lepidosauria; Squamata; Lacertidae. Bases 38 to 1642 code for a protein of 534 amino acids. Gene Ontology annotation, cellular component: mitochondrion. Gene Ontology annotation, molecular function: malonate-semialdehyde dehydrogenase (acetylating, [NAD(P)+]) activity; methylmalonate-semialdehyde dehydrogenase (acylating, NAD+) activity. The record is from RefSeq and is a predicted model, not a curated record. The transcript is spliced from 12 exons. Gene Ontology annotation, biological process: L-valine catabolic process; thymine catabolic process.